AUGGCUGUCGAUCCCUUUGACUCCGCUCUGGACCUUCUCCGCCGUCUCAACCCUAAACAGACGACAGACCACCUCAACGCCAUCAUCUCCAUCGCUCCAGAUCUGACCGAAGACCUUCUGUCGUCCGUCGAUCAGCCCCUAACCGUGCGCCGCUGCAAACAGACCGGUCGAGACUACCUCCUCUGCGACUACAACCGCGAUGGAGACAGCUACCGCUCACCGUGGUCAAACCAAUUCGACCCUCCUCUGGAUGAAGCUGGAUCAGGCGGCGUAGGCGCUGGUGGUAAUGAAGGCGCUGGUGAGGGUGCGAUUCCGAGCGAGCGUGUUCGCAAGAUGGAGGUCAAGGCGAACGACGCCUUCGACGUCUAUCGCGAUUUAUACUACGAAGGUGGUGUGAGCAGUGUUUACUUCUGGAACCUUGAUGACGGAUUCGCAGGGGUCGUGCUUCUCAAGAAGUCUUCUCCCCAAGGCGGCAAUUCCGAAGGUGUCUGGGACUCCAUUCAUGUUUUCGAGGCAAUUGAGCGAGGAAGAAGCACACACUACAAGCUCACAUCGACAGUGAUUCUGACCUUGUCCACGGCUGGUGGCAACCUAGGCGAGAUGGACCUUAGUGGCAACAUGACACGCCAGGUUGAACAGGAUCUCCCUGUUGACAACGAUGAUAGCCACAUCGCCAACGUGGGAAGAUUGGUUGAGGAUAUGGAACUCAAGAUGCGCAAUCUCCUGCAGGAGGUGUACUUUGGCAAAGCCAAGGACGUGGUGGGCGAUCUCAGGAGCAUUGGAAGCUUGAGUGAGGGGGCACGGGAUCGCGAGGCUCAGCGUGAACUCAUCGGAAGCAUGAGAAAAUGA
Messenger RNA from Fusarium tjaetaba, 849 nucleotides. RefSeq names its product f-actin-capping subunit beta. Gene Ontology annotation, molecular function: actin filament binding. Bases 1 to 849 code for a protein of 282 amino acids. Gene Ontology annotation, cellular component: actin cortical patch; cytoplasm; F-actin capping protein complex. NCBI's taxonomy places the organism in Eukaryota, Fungi, Ascomycota, Sordariomycetes, Hypocreales, Nectriaceae. The transcript has 3 exons. Gene Ontology annotation, biological process: actin cytoskeleton organization; cell morphogenesis; barbed-end actin filament capping. The record is from RefSeq and is a predicted model, not a curated record.